AUGUUCGGUCUACGGAAGGCUUUUGUUAUCAGUACAUUGGUCCUGGGUGCUUGGACCUCACCACAUACGUCAGACGACGACAAGUCAUUAAUCAAUUGGGAUGCGUUUCAAUCUCUCCUUGAUACUGUCGACCCUGCUGCCCUACAUUCAGUACUACAUCAGCUGUCUCCCAAGUUCCAGGAUGGCGUUUUCAGCAAAGAUCGAGCUGCCAUUGAGCACGUUCAUUCCGAGAACCCGGUCAUCGCAAGCAAGUUGGUACACUUGGCGAAGAAGAGACAAGCAAGCAAUUCCACCACCACCUCGACUUCGCCUUCGUCGAGCUCCGAAGCUGCAUCUAUAUCGUCCGUCCUCUCUUCCGAGAUCCUAGCUUCUACAGUGCCAGGAGCUACCACGAUCACGGUGCCGCCGUCCGCACCGGCUUCUGCCUCCGCCGUCGCCACCACCGACGGCGGAGUUGUCUAUAGCACAUUCGGGGGUGGUCUGGUCACGUUGACCUCAUCCGCCGUAGGGGUUCGCUUUACUCCUAGCACCUCAACCCACCUGUAUUAUGCAACUGCCGGUGACGGGACUAUCGAAACAAGGACAUCGGUGGUAGUUGUGAAUGCGCCUGUAACUGGAGCGGCCGAUGCCACGGGAGCGGCAGGAGCUGCUGCGACCACGGGAAGCCCUGGUCUUCAGAAUGCAGCCUCCUCACAGCACAAGACCGGAAGCUUGGUGGUGGCAUUGCUUGCCGUGGCAAGCUGGUUUUUGGCUUCAUGA
This is a messenger RNA of Exophiala spinifera, 759 nucleotides long. RefSeq lists its product as uncharacterized. The transcript has a single exon. Lineage: Eukaryota; Fungi; Ascomycota; Eurotiomycetes; Chaetothyriales; Herpotrichiellaceae. Bases 1 to 759 code for a protein of 252 amino acids. The record is from RefSeq and is a predicted model, not a curated record.